Molecule: messenger RNA, 1530 nt
Organism: Gracilinanus agilis (Agile Gracile Mouse Opossum)
Lineage: Eukaryota; Metazoa; Chordata; Mammalia; Didelphimorphia; Didelphidae
Product: alpha-enolase-like
Exons: 12
Coding region: 78-1451 (457 amino acids)
Biological process (GO): glycolytic process
Cellular component (GO): phosphopyruvate hydratase complex
Molecular function (GO): magnesium ion binding; phosphopyruvate hydratase activity
Source: RefSeq, a predicted model, not a curated record
UCCGGUUGCUGUCAACCCUAUUCACAGCCUCUUUCCUCUGCGUGAAGCCGAAGAAACCUCAAGACCAGAAUCUCACCAUGUCUAUUCUCAAGAUCCAUGCCAGGGAGAUCUUCGACUCUCGUGGAAACCCCACAGUUGAGGUUGAUCUCCACACUCAUAAAGGUAUCUUCCGAGCUUCUGUACCUAGUGGAGCUUCUACUGGCAUUUAUGAAGCCUUGGAACUCCGAGAUGGAGAUGAAACCUGCUUCUUGGGCAAAGGUGUCUCAAAAGCUGUUGCACAUAUCAAUGAUACCAUCGCCCCAGCCCUGAUUAACAAGAAAAUGAAUGUUAUGGAGCAAGAGCAUAUUGACAAAUUCAUGAUAGACCUGGAUGGCACGGAGAAUAAAAGUAAAUUUGGAGCCAAUGCAAUUUUGGGAGUGUCUCUAGCUGUUUGCAAGGCUGGAGCUGCUGAGAGAUGUAUCCCUCUAUACCGCCACAUUGCUGACCUUGCUUGCAAAGAGGAGCUCUUUCUACCUGUACCAGCCUUCAACGUGAUCAAUGGUGGCUCCCAUGCUGGUAACAAGCUGGCCAUGCAGGAGUUCAUGAUCCUCCCCAUUGGGGCACCCACCUUCAAGGAGGCCAUGCGCAUUGGAACUGAGGUCUACCACAACCUGAAGAAUGUGAUUAAGGAAAAGUACGGACAGAUUGCCACCAGUGUAGGGGAUGAGGGCGGCUUUGCUCCUAACAUCCUGGAGAAUAAAGAAGCUCUCGAUCUGUUGAAAGAUGCAAUCGCCAAGGCUGGCUACACAAAUGAAGUGGUCAUCGGCAUGGACAUCGCUGCCUCAGAGUUUCGCCGAGAUGGAAAGUACGACCUGGACUUCAAGUCUCCCGACGACCCCAGCAGAUAUGUCACUGCUGAGGACCUGAUGGAAAUGUACAAGUCUUUCAUCAAGGACUACCCAGUGGUAUCUAUCGAAGAUCCUUUUGACCAGGAUGAUUGGGAACCUUGGAAAACUUUCACCGCUAAUGCAGGCAUCCAGGUGGUGGGGGAUGACCUUACAGUGACUAAUCCUACACGCAUUAAAAAGGCCAUACAGGAAAAAUCGUGCAACUGCCUCCUGCUCAAAGUGAACCAGAUCGGCACUGUUACUGAGGCCAUUAAGGCGUGCAAGUUGGCCCAGGCUAAUGGGUGGGGUGUAAUGGUUUCCCAUCGUUCUGGGGAGACAGAAGACUCCUUCAUUGCAGACCUAGUGGUGGGUCUCAGCACUGGCCAGAUUAAGACUGGUGCCCCUUGCCGAUCUGAGCGCCUGGCCAAGUAUAAUCAACUUCUCAGAAUUGAAGAACAGCUGGGCAGCAAGGCUAAAUUCGCUGGUAAGAACUUCAGAAACCCCAGUGUAACUUGCCAGAAGAGUAGCUCUCCCAAAAUCACCACCCUAGCAAUUUUUAUGUGCCAUGUCAAACGCUCCCGGUAACCCACAGGAAAAACUUGGCUGCAUCUCUGGAGGAACAAGGCUAAUAAAUCAUCUUCCUACCCCUUUGUCAUUCAAAAAA